AUGCUUCCACAAGCCUCAAUAUCUGACAAAAAGCAGACAUCAGGAACAUCCAGUAUCGGCGACCACCCCAUUAGCAAGACCUACAUCGAGACCCGCGAGCUCCUCGACACCGACGGUGUAUACGAAUACCAGAAGGUUCGCGAGUCCAAGGAGGCGUACAAACAGCGCACAACCGAUCUGGCCGUCUUCAACACUGGUAUCGAGCUCGACAUCAAGACAACCAUAAUCAUGGCUCCUACGAUCUUCGGCCUCGGCACCGGCCCCGUCAACCAGCUCUCCAUCCAAAUCCCAGCGCUUGUGAGACAAUCAAUGGAGUACGACCAGGCGGUUGUCAUUAGCGACGGGGCUGGGGGGUGGGAUCAUGUGCACAUUGCAGAUCUGGCAGAGCUGUUUGAGAUCGUUUUAGUCGCGGUUCUCAAAGGGGACGAAGAUGUGCCCUAUGGAGCAACUGGCUUGCUAUUUGCGGAGACUGGCCGACACACGUGGAUGGAGAUCUCGCAGGGCAUUGCAUCGGCGGGUCAGGAGCUGAGAGCUCUUACCACCGAUGGAGUUCGUAGUGUUUCGUUGGAGGAAGCGACAUCGUGGUCUGCGAAUGGGAGCCAGCAGGUUCGCGAGUUGGGAUUUGCGUCUAAGUAA
Penicillium atrosanguineum is the source of this 636-nucleotide messenger RNA. RefSeq lists its product as uncharacterized. The record is from RefSeq and is a predicted model, not a curated record. Bases 1 to 636 code for a protein of 211 amino acids. Lineage: Eukaryota; Fungi; Ascomycota; Eurotiomycetes; Eurotiales; Aspergillaceae. The transcript has a single exon.